CCAAAGUCCAUCUGUACUGAGUGAACAGAGACAGUCAUCAGCAUGUCAGGUCUAGAUAACAUGGAGCUGUCCCCCCCCCCGUCAUGUCUAAAGGCAGAAUAUGAGACCAUUUUCACCACAGACUCCCUCCUCUUCCUCCAUGAGCUGAUCUCCACAUUUGAUGAGGAGGUUGAUCAGGUUCUAAAACUACGAGUGUCCAGAAAGGCCCAUUUGGACCUGUCAGGUGACCUGCCGAGCUUUCUGGAGAGUAGCUCACAUAUCAGGAGGGACCCAGCCUGGAGAGUGCUCCCCGUCCCCCCAAGGCUCCAGAGGAGACACGUGGACAUCGGGGACCUGGCCCCCUGUGAUACCCAACGCUUCAUUCAAGCUCUGCAGUCACCUGCACAAGGCAUACAG
Messenger RNA from Gymnodraco acuticeps, 396 nucleotides. RefSeq names its product malate synthase-like (gene ugl). Gene Ontology annotation, molecular function: malate synthase activity. Gene Ontology annotation, biological process: glyoxylate cycle. The annotation marks the transcript as partial. Gene Ontology annotation, cellular component: cytoplasm. Lineage: Eukaryota; Metazoa; Chordata; Actinopteri; Perciformes; Bathydraconidae. The record is from RefSeq and is a predicted model, not a curated record. The transcript has 3 exons.